Messenger RNA from Diachasmimorpha longicaudata, 1784 nucleotides. RefSeq lists its product as uncharacterized. Gene Ontology annotation, molecular function: olfactory receptor activity; odorant binding. Bases 153 to 1439 code for a protein of 428 amino acids. Gene Ontology annotation, cellular component: plasma membrane. Lineage: Eukaryota; Metazoa; Arthropoda; Insecta; Hymenoptera; Braconidae. Gene Ontology annotation, biological process: sensory perception of smell; detection of chemical stimulus involved in sensory perception of smell. The record is from RefSeq and is a predicted model, not a curated record. The transcript is spliced from 7 exons.
CCCUCGCUGUAAAGUCAUUUUAAAUUCACAGAGGAAUUUAAAACUGAAAAACUUCAAUGGAUGAAACUUGUCUCAUGUAAUGAGAGCCAUACUCAUCGCAGAAUAAUAAAUGACAGCUGUCCAGUGAGUAUUGUACCAGUCCUCAAGAAGACAUGGCUCCUACAGAAUCGAAAGUUGAGAAGAACAAUGUCUUCCCAAUAGAUAAGAGUUAUUUAUACUUUACUCUCAACGUUUUGAGCUGUCUUGGUAUAUGGAAUCCAUUCAUGGAGAAGGGACGCAAGUACUGGCUCUAUCAGGCCUACACAAUCUACUACGUAGCUGUAAUAAUGAUCUUGAGAAUAAUAACGGUAUUGGUGCGAGCCCUUCACACGACAAAUUCAACAGAAUUUUCGCAAGAGUUCUCAUUAUUAGUUGUGCUAAUUUGUGAUGCCGCUAAAGGCCUGACUUUUGUAUUUCAUCGGUCGGAUGUAUUGGAAAUUCUUAGCAUAUUCAAUUGGGAGAGGCACAUCUUAGGAACUGAACAAGUCAGAUACUAUAGGAAUAAAGUACUGACAAUGUCGAUGAUGGCGUCAAAGACAUUCACCAUUGCUGUGGCAAUUACUCUCACCCAGUACUUCAUAUUUUACUUCUAUGUGAUUUGGAAAUAUUCGGAUUAUGAGAUUGGCAAAUUGCCGAUCGGUUCACCACCUUUGAAAUAUUGUUUCAUACUCACUAAUUAUUGGGUAGCCAUAAGCAUUGAUUUCGUAAUAUUCACGUCACUGGGAUUGAACGCCGUUUGUCAUGAUGCUUUUAUUAUGGGGGUCUUGAUAAAUCUGAUGGGACAGCUGAAGAUACUGAAUUUCCGGGUGGAAAAGAGCUCCAUGACGAGCUUCGUCAAGAGUACUGCUGACGAAAUUGCCGACAAUUCCAACGUCACUCAGUUUGAAUGCGUUGAGAGGGAGUGCAGUGAUGAGUCAGCAAGGCUUGAUCCAAAUGAAGAGCUCAUCAACUGCAUCAGACAUCAUCAGAAAAUUUUAAAAAUAUUGGAGAUAUUUAAACAUAUUUACAACAAAGUACUUCUACCUCAGUUAUCAAUCAGUUUGCUAUUGAUUAUUGUUUGUGGAUUACAAAUGAUUCUAAUCAAAGAAGGUGGGAGCCUCGAUGGUACACUGGUGGCCUUGGGAUUCAUGCUGUCAGCCGUUCUCCAACUUUUCGCGUUCUGUUGGGGCGGCAACAUCAUCCUCGUGGAGAGUGACAAAACAAGUUUUGCCAUUUACUCAUCCCAAUGGUACGAUCGGGACAUGUUAUAUCGAAGUAAUAUUAAAAUAUUUCUCAGUCUCGUGAGAAACCCCCUGAUCGUCAGUGCUGGUGGACUUUUUGACCUCUCAGCUGUGACUUUCAAAAAUAUUUUAGCCAAAGCUUACUCAGGAGUUGCAGUGCUACAAAAUAUGGAGGAUUAAUAAUAUUGACUUUAAAUCGUUAUAGUUAGAUUGUAGAUAUCUCGACAUCAAACAGAGCUGACGUGUUAAAUGUGAAGAACUUCAAUUUACGAACUGCAGUUUUCAAAUUGGAUCCUUGUUUAACAACAAUAAAUGACGAUUGGUAGAACAUAGAAGAAUGCAAUACAAAAUGGGAAAGUUUCACUGUUGUUUCACUCAAAUCAGUACUAGUCCUCCUCCUCCUCCUCCUCACACAUUUGUGAAUAACAACAAAUGAUUUACAGAAUUUUCGAUGGACAUCCAAAAGACCUCUCUCAAAUUUCCAAUCACCUUGCUUAAUUAAUCCUUCGAGUGUUUAGUUGUUUA